CUCUCUCGCUCCUCAGUGGCUGGCGGUGCUGCUGCAUUGUGGGCCAAUGGAGGAGCUUCCCCUCGGUGCAUUCUGGGUUCGUCGUGGGUGAAGCGGGCUCCUGUUUUCGCUCCGGAAUCUGAGGAAUUUGGGGUUUAUUUUUUACAAACAGAAGACCUCUACUCCUCUUUUUACGAGUGCACGAGGUUCCCACGGAGUUGGAAGUAAGAUUCUGAUAAGGAGAAGCGACAGCAGGAGGUCUAUACACAGACCUGGCGUUAAAAUUUAACAAGAACACCAGAAUCUGGAGUGAGAAAAAAGGGACAAGCACGCUUAGCUGAGGAAGGUUGAAACUCUACCCGGUUUAUAAUGUCUCAAGCUGACAAACUGAAGCAGGGCCAGUUCACAAACCCAGAAACCCCCGGGUAUGUGGGAUUCGCAAACCUGCCCAACCAGGUCCACCGCAAAUCUGUUAAGAAGGGCUUUGAGUUUACCCUAAUGGUCGUGGGGGAGUCUGGUUUGGGAAAGUCAACCCUAAUAAACAGCCUGUUUCUGACAGACCUGUACCCAGAGAGAGUCAUCCCAGGAGCUGCAGAGAAAAUCGAGAGGACUGUUCAGAUUGAGGCAUCGACAGUGGAGAUUGAGGAGCGUGGAGUGAAACUGAGGCUAACUGUUGUGGAUACACCAGGAUAUGGAGAUGCCAUCAACAGUCAGGACUGUUUCAGCACAAUUAUUGCCUACAUCGAUGAUCAGUUUGAGCGGUACCUUCAUGAUGAGAGUGGACUGAACCGCAGGCACAUAGUGGAUAAUCGAGUGCACUGCUGUUUCUACUUCAUCUCUCCGCUGGGACAUGGAAUGAAGCCUCUGGAUGUCCAGUUCAUGAAGGCCAUCCACAACAAAGUGAAUGUUGUCCCUGUUAUCGCCAAAGCAGACACCCUGACACUGAAGGAGAGAGAGAGACUGAAGCGCAGAAUUCUAGAUGAGAUUGAUGAGCACGGCAUUAAGAUCUAUCACCUCCCUGAUGCUGAAUCUGAUGAAGAUGAGGAUUUCAAAGAACAGACCCGCAUUCUUAAGGCUAGUGUCCCAUUUGCGGUGGUGGGGUCGAACCAGCAGAUCGAGGCGAAAGGGAAGAAGGUACGAGGGCGCCUGUACCCCUGGGGUGUGGUGGAGGUGGAGAACCCUGAGCACAACGACUUCCUGAAGCUCCGCACCAUGCUCAUAACCCACAUGCAGGACCUUCAGGAGGUGACCCAGGACCUUCACUACGAGAGCUUCCGCUCCGAGCGUCUCAAGAAAGGCGUCAGGUUGUCUUCCCAUGGUUUCAUUCUGCCUCUGUCUCCUGCGAAGGGUGCGGAGACUGAGGAAGUGGACAAGGACAUGAUCCUGAUGGAGAAGGAAGCUGAGCUGCGGCGAAUGCAGCAGAUGAUUGCGAAGAUGCAGGCCCAGAUGCAGAAGCAGGGAGAUGGGGACACCGACAGUGUGUAAAGAUGCAGACCAGUCCACUCAGUACUGAGGAGAAGGUGUUUCAAAGAAGCCAAGACCCUCUUCUGACUGAGGAUCUUCUAUACAGUGUUGACUGUAUUCAACCCACUCACUGCUUUCUGUAUGCAUUUUAUAAGUAAUGUCAUGUCUUGUGUUUUUGUUAUUUCACUUUUUUAUUUUUAUUAUGUCUCAUUAUGAUGAUUAUUAUUUGCAGAACAGUAUGGAGAGCCAACAGGAGCCAAAACUUUUAAAAAAAGAAGCCAAAUGCUGCUACAUGUAAAGCUGCCUUUUGCCUUUUAACAGUUCAGUUAACCAGCUCAUUAUGAAUAACAGAUCCUGAUCAAAGGGUGUGAUUGGAUUCCAAGUCGACCUAGUUGGUUACAUUUUGCUCAGUCAACUAUUAUGUGAGUUGGUCAAUGAUUGAGGUUUUCUUAAACCAAAGUUCUUUUCAAGCCAGUAAGAGUUAUGGUCAGUGCAUUAUAAUUGUCAAUAUGAAUUUUCAUAGGGAGUACAAUUUAAAUAGAGGGGUGCACAAACACGUAACUGGGUACCCAUCCUAAAUUCCCCAGUACCUUUUUGAAUAAUUUCAAAAUCUGGUAGCCACCUACCACGUUGUACGUAAAAAAAGUUUUCCUGACAGUAUUUAAAACUAAAGACGACUAAUCACUUAGGCAUAUAUUUAAAGGCAACGUGAUAAUAAUUGGCAAAACUAGCUGUUGCAAGAGCUAAUGAUAUCACAGCAGGUUUUCGGGAAGCUUUGCCUACCUCGUUUUCAUAUCCAUCUGUACAGGAAUGCAGAACUCAUUUUGAGAGGCUUAGGAAUUUAAUUACUGUAUAUAAGGAAAUACAACAUUUACCAAAAUAAAAUGAGGUGUUUGUUAAUGUUGGUAAUUUAGUCCACUCUAAGGAAUUCUGUAUUUUGUGCUAUAAGGGAUUGUGUGCUGUAAAAACAGUUCUCAGCUGCACAGGAAAUCCAGUUUCCUUGAAGGAAAGGCUGGACUUGGUUCAGUAGAUGUGGCUGAGAGCCUACCCAAGCCAGAGCAUUCAUUUGAUGGUUCAAUUUGUGUACUAUAAAUACUGGACCUAACUUUAGAUAACCAAAAGAUAUCUCACUAACUAACCAAGAUGAAAAUCCUGAUAUGUUCCUUCUCCCGCAAUUGUAUAUUCCUUAUUAGUUUAUGAUGUAUUUUUCUGUCUCAUAACUGUUCCUCCUACUGCACCUUUUAAUGUGACUAAAACUGUGGCACACAAACUUUGAAAAUGAAGUCAGUUUUUAUAAUGGUAAUUAAUGUCAUAUCAAUAGUAUAAUUGGGAGAACCCACCUUUAUCCAGAUCUACAGGAGAAAGCUCUUGAUUAAUUGUGGAUUUCAUUCCUGUCAGGUAAAUAAACGUGGUCCCUGGAAGGAAACCUGUUUGUUGUUCGAUGUAUUGUGUUAGAAGCUAGAUUUGACAUAAGUUAAAAUACUGCAGCCCUUCCCCACUUGCACAAAAUCGCCUUUGGGAGGGUAUUGUCUGGAGACAUCCAGCAUUUCUUUUCCAUUUUGGAUCCUGGAUCUCCCAGCUGCCCCCUAAUCCAGAGCCUUCUUACCUGUGCAGUUAACAUUCCACUCUAUCUUGUUUUAUUAAUGAUGUACUGAACAGAUACUUAAUGAAUACCUUUGUCUUGUAAUAAAGUUUCUAUUAAACCUA
Messenger RNA from Acipenser ruthenus (sterlet), 3150 nucleotides. RefSeq names its product septin-2-like. Gene Ontology annotation, cellular component: microtubule cytoskeleton; septin complex; synaptic vesicle. The coding region runs from base 349 to 1464 and encodes 371 amino acids. Gene Ontology annotation, molecular function: GTPase activity; GTP binding; molecular adaptor activity. Gene Ontology annotation, biological process: cell division; regulation of exocytosis; cytoskeleton-dependent cytokinesis. NCBI's taxonomy places the organism in Eukaryota, Metazoa, Chordata, Actinopteri, Acipenseriformes, Acipenseridae. The record is from RefSeq and is a predicted model, not a curated record. The transcript has 14 exons.